AUGGAUUCACCUACGUCAAACUCCCGCGUCGUGGUGGCCUGUGAGUCGUGCCGCAAACGAAAACGCAAGUGCGAUGGCUUGCGACCAGCGUGCUCCCUCUGUACCGUCAAGCGCGUUGCUUGCCAUUAUAACACCGAGAAACGCAAUAAGCGUAGGUUUGACGCAGACUAUGUGCGAGGGUUGGAAGAUCAAAUUGCGAUGCUUAGGGAGGAGCUGGAUCGAUCUCGAGCCGGUGACUCCGCUGCUGUCACUGAGGAUGUUCCGCUCGAUCAGGGCCUGGAUCCUCCUCAGGCAAAAGCUGAUACCUCCACUAUCCCUGACAACAUGACGACUGCGAUCGAAGACGUCAGUGCUCUCAUUUGGCGGAUGAGUCUCGAAAGCAACGGAGAGCAGGCUUUCGUGGGACCAUCGGGAAACUUCUGCUUCCCGGUAGACAGUUGGGAUAGCAAGGAGGCGCGCGGAGAGAAGCCAACAGCGGUAUCUGACAUAACGUCUGUCGCUCGAGGGUUGGGUUUGUCGUGGCUGGAUCGAGUAGAUGUCAUGGCUAGGAGCCGUUAUCUGCUCGAUCAUUUCGUCCGUUACGUCAAUCCGAUUCAUCAAUUUCUCGACGGUGAGCUUUUGAGUCGACUACACGGAGAUAGCUUGAGUUCUGAGUUGAGACUCAUCAAGACUGCCGCAAUGGCCGCCGGCGCUGUUUACUCGGACGAUCUUCCAAGCAGGACGGUCGGGGAGGAGGCUGCAGCUAUAGUUGAUGCUAUGGCUCUGCAGCUCUGUCGACAGUCGCCUAGCGUCUCCACUGUGCAGGCCUUGUCUAUCAUGUCUUGGCGGGAGUUGGGAUUAGAGCAACACAACAUGGCAUGGAUGUACAACUCAAUGUGCGCGAGCAUGGCCCUACAUCUGGGUCUCCCAGUGCACAUUGCUGAAGAUGGAAAGGAGUCCAACCGGGGCGAUGUCAAUGCAGGUCGAAAGUCAGAAAUGCAUCACCUACGAUUAAGAGCGCUUUGGUCUUCAGUGUUCAUGGACCGAAUCGCAACCUCUCUUCUUGGUAGAAACUGCAUGCUCCCGUGGCGGCGGAUUGACGCUCAGUCCUUCAUUAGCACGGUCGGUCCUACCCCGUCUCUAGACGAACUCGCCUUCGAUCAUCAAUGCCGCUUAUGGUUCAUCCAUGACCAAUAUAUGGACCGAAUCUAUUCAUUUGAGUUCACCGGAUUGGACAGCUCCGAGAAAUCGCGCCUCCUGCUCGAUGCACGGGAUCAGCUGCAUGCCUUUCGGCGACAGCUCAGCCCCCAGGUCCGAAUGAGUCGGACCUCUGCCCUUGUACCCUCCAUCAUCUACCUGCACAUCUCAUACCACAUGUCGCAUAUCCUCAUCCAUCGACCCUAUCUCCGAGAAGCCUCUCAGAAUGGUAAGAUGUACCAGCUUUGCGUCCGUGCCAUGUCCACAGCCGCAGCGUCGAUCGUGCGGCUGCUGCGCGAGUAUCGCAAGAUUGCUCCGCUCGAUCUGAUCCCUCCUUUUGUGGUUCACAGUGUGCUGACCGCCGCCGUGACGCACCUUUGCAAUGCGACCGCAACGCAUCAGGCUCUGCGCAGCGCAUCCAUUGCUCAGUUCCGGGUCUGUUUCCAUGCUUUGUGGGAGAUGCAGGCGCGGUGGAUGAAGGCAAAGCGGGCGAUUCGUCUGCUGCGGGAGCUGGCGCGCCGAUGGCAGGUCAUGGUGGCCUUGCCGCUGCAGCACGGGUUCCCUGUUUCCGACCCGCCAGAGGUGCUAGAGGAAGAGAAGCUGGAGUUUAUCUGGCCAUCGGCGGACUAUCCUGAGGAUAAUGGUGAAGACACUCGAGUGGACCACGACGAGCAAACAUACCCUAGCAUAUUUCCGGACAUCUUCCAUGAAACCGGGUUUGACCUUUUGAAUUUGACGGUGUAUCAGCAGAAUGCUUUUGAUGAAACAAUUUAGCCCUUGACCCACAAAGCCAGAUCGUGGGCCUCUCAUAGCAUACAGAGACUUGACUGAAGCUAUAUCUUGUGACACGAGCUGCGCAUGCGGUAUUGCACAGGAACGCAAUCCUGGUUAACAGACACAUUGGUAAUUUUUUGUGGUGUGCAUGCCGUUAGGUCAAUGGAUAAAAAGCUACCAGGCG
Messenger RNA from Aspergillus saccharolyticus JOP 1030-1, 2134 nucleotides. RefSeq lists its product as uncharacterized. The transcript is spliced from 6 exons. The record is from RefSeq and is a predicted model, not a curated record. Bases 1 to 1950 code for a protein of 649 amino acids. Gene Ontology annotation, molecular function: DNA binding; DNA-binding transcription factor activity, RNA polymerase II-specific; zinc ion binding. Lineage: Eukaryota; Fungi; Ascomycota; Eurotiomycetes; Eurotiales; Aspergillaceae. Gene Ontology annotation, biological process: DNA-templated transcription; regulation of DNA-templated transcription.